GACCAUUCCGUGACACCAAACCACAUUAGACCAAGCCAUAUCAUUUGACGCAUGUGGUUUUGAUCGCGUGACUUUGCAGACAUCGGGAUUCCUGGAGCUUGUAGCUGUCAAGGUGGGACUCUAAUCGAGACAGCAUCUUGAAAUCAUCAAAGGUCAAACGGCCACUGAACAGCCACGCGCACAGACCACCAAUAUCAGCCCUGUAGCCUUGUCCAACGGGUCCAGCUCCCCCAUCAGCUGCAGCUGAGCUCAGCGUCGCAUUUGGUCGAUCUGGAAUGAACCAAACCCCAUCGCUGCGAUCGACCAGUCCGUUGUCGCGACUUCAUUCUCCGGCCGAAAUUCAACUCCAGUUUCACAUCUCCGCCUCGACGCCCUCCAGCAUUUGCAACAGCAAACUUUAGUGAUCCCACCGUCAUCACCAAAUCAGCGCUUAAUCGCACCACAAAAGAGAGCAACAAACUCAACGGCGUGCGCGCGCCUCGCUCCUCAGAACGUCACGAACCAGAACAACCCGCCGCGUCUCAACCUAGGCAACACCCGACAGCCACCACCACCACCACCAUCAUCACAACCGCAGCCGCAGCCGCAGCCGCCACCGCAGACCACUGUCAACAGAAAACACAAAACAAAGGCGCAAAAAUGUCAGCCGACGACCCCUCCUCGAUCCCAACCUCCACCUCCCGCCUCUCCUCCCGCCCCACCAAGCGUCUCCGCGCCUCCUCUCCCACCUCCCUUCAAGCCUCCCACCUACAACAACUCUUCGCCAAACCCGACCGAGAAAUCAUCAUCCCACCGCUCCCCUCCUCCACCACUUCUGGCUCCUCUCGACUACCUCCCCCUCCGGAAAUCGUCACCAACGUUCAGGGUUCUUCCGCCGGUGCGGGAUCGGGCGAGUUUCAUGUAUAUAAAGCUGCCCGGAGGAGGGAGUACGAACGGCUGAGGAUCAUGGAUGAGGAGGUUGCGAAGGAGAAGGAGAGAGAGGAGUUUGAAGCCAAGAAGAGGGAGAGGGAGAGGGCGGAUGAGGAAAAGACAAGGAGGAAUCGGGAGAAGAGGGACAAGAAGAAGAAUAAAGGGAAGGGGGGCAAAGGUGGAGGUGGAGGUGGAGGUGGAAAUGGUAGUGCAAGUCAAGGAGGGAGUGUGACGACAGCAAACGGGGCUGAGAAGAAAGAGACUGCAAAGACUGGGGACGAGGGAGGCGCAAAGGAGCGUGCAGCCGGAGCUGGAGCCACUAGCAACGACACCGCUGGGGAGAGUACCGCAAAGGAAGCGGACAAGUCUACUUCGGCCACGGCGGCGGCUGCUCCUGGGGCCGUAGUACCCGGAAAUGCGGAGUCUGGGCUACUUAUCGUUGAAGACGACUAAAGGGGGAUGUUGACAGUAUUGAUUUUACCCAAGCGAGUAGAGCAACCAUCAGCGACGGGGGAAAGCAUAGACAGCAUCACGCUCGGGGUUACGGAACAAGGAUUAGACCUCUCGACCAGGCCUUUCAGAACCCCUUUUAUCUACCAUGCCAAGGUCCAUCUAGCAUAUACAUAAAGGGGUGCUCAUGCAAUGGGUGCUAUGCGUGGACCACCAAAGAAUCAUUAACGGGAUAUCAUACCACCUUUUGCCGGACUGACUAUAACUCAGUAGACCCUGGGCUACCCACCCGCACCGUUCAUAACAUUUACUCAUCACCGCCGCCAGAGCUGACACCGACACCUGGCUGUGCCUUUCUGGCACUGCAGAUAUCGUCAACUCUCAAUAGGAGGCAGGCAGCCUGUUUGUAUAGAUGGUUAGUAGACAGUUAGAGAGCAUCGAAACUGAACGUCAAGAAAAAAGACAAAAAAAGUCCAAAC
Messenger RNA from Neurospora crassa OR74A, 1838 nucleotides. RefSeq lists its product as hypothetical. The transcript has a single exon. The record is from RefSeq and is a predicted model, not a curated record. Gene Ontology annotation, biological process: negative regulation of protein kinase activity. The coding region runs from base 640 to 1362 and encodes 240 amino acids. Gene Ontology annotation, molecular function: protein kinase inhibitor activity; protein kinase binding; double-stranded RNA binding. Gene Ontology annotation, cellular component: nucleolus. NCBI's taxonomy places the organism in Eukaryota, Fungi, Ascomycota, Sordariomycetes, Sordariales, Sordariaceae.